AUGGCGCCAGGAGCCACGGGCACCGAGACGGAGGAAGAAGUAUCAGUGACGGAGCCACCGUUGGUCCCGGUUGUCGGAGGGACCACGGAUGUGCUGACGGCUGCGAUGAUAGAGCUGGCCAAGGCGAGCAAGGCCACGAGUAGCGCCCGAGUGGCGUCCAUGAACUGGGAUGAAUCGCGGCUACGAUAUGGCGGCCAAACUAUGGGACCGAACUGGGAACAAUUACCACGACCCUCGAUCGAAUGCAGCUACAUCAACGAAGACUACCCCCACCCGAGAAGUCCGAGGCCGAAAUGCGAGCGGACGAAAAGAUGGAAGCCCGAGCCAAGCUACGUGCUGAACGACAAAAUCGAGCGGACAGAAGAACAGCGUAAGCAAGCUGAGCGGCGACGGAUCAUCAAGUCCAAUCGUCCUUCGAAGGAAAAGGGCGAUGACCGCGCCAAAGUGGCACACGCGGCCCAUGAUCGUCGGAUGCUUGACACGACCUUGCCGAGCAGCUCAGGAUGGGGAUCGCUUUCGAGCGGACCACCGACGCUAAGCAGCGGAAGAUGGGGACCCAGCAUCAACCCCGGUGGACCUUCAUUGGUCGUGACAGAUGUCCAAGAGACAUGCAAACAUACUGUCGGGAAUUUAGAGGAAAUUACCCACAUCCACCGGGUGGAUACAUCAAGCCGGAACGAAGUGCGGCGGUGUGGUCCCCGUCGACCCAGAAACCAGGGGACCCACGGAGGACCCACCAACCAAAAAGUACAGCCCGCAAACAAACCUGCGCCCCCAAGACACGACGACCGCCCUGCCCAAGUUGUGCGUGAUGAAGCGUGCCCUCGAUUUGCACCCGCCCGGGAUGACCGCGGCAUGCUGUGCUUUGUCUGCCAGCAGCCAGGACACAUGGCCCCGGAGUGUCCCAACAAAAAAGACGGGGAUAGCGGCGAUACAAGCUGGAAGAAGGGCAAGAACGCCGUCAAGCAGUUCAAGGCGAAGGAACGCAAAGCGAAUAUGCAAGCCAAGCGAAUGAAGGAGCUCCCACCACCCAACAUGGAAGAUGAUGGACGUUGGGUGCGACUGAACUGUGUGCUGAGUUCCUUACUGCCCGGACACCGGCGCAGACCAGACAUUAUGCCACAAGCCAUGAUGCAUGAACUUCAAGCGUUACAACCCCACUUCAAGGUGGCGCGCCUACAAGUGGAUGAAGACGGCGACGAUCUGGAAGAAAUUGGUGGCGAUUGCAUUGAGUUGCCCCAGCGAUCGGCCGUCCGAGCCGCGUCCAUGAAGGCGGUGGUACCUGUAGCCAAGAAUGAAGUCGAGGAAGCCCUGCAAGGUAUGAUCGACGGCGCAGUCGGUAACACAUUUCCAAUGGAACAUGUUAAGUACUUGUGGGAUGUGCUCAGCAAGCAUGACAUCUGGCGAGUCAAGUUCGACGGGUCAGAUCCACCAGCGCAAGUGAAGCCACUGAAGGUGACCCCGAAGGAUGGGUGUGUUCCUUACCGAUGCAAAGGAAGGAAGCACAACCUCCUGGAGGAGAGGUUCUUCAACUCGGUGAACCAAGUCCUCAAGCCAGAUGGGCGCAAGUCAUUGAAGUCGGAUGACGAUGACGUGCUCAAGAACUAUCGGCUAACCAACGACUGCCGCGUCGUGAGCUCGUUAACCGAGCCGAAGGUGGGGACAAUGCCAUUCCAAGCUACCAUCCUACAUAACCUGCGUGGCAAGAAAGCGAUGGGGGUGUUUGACCUGCCCAAGCGCUUUUGGCAGUUCCCGCCGCACCCAGACAGCUGGGACAUGCCAUGUGGACAGUGCUCUCUACGUGCAAUCUACGAACGAGGAGUGCUACAAGGACCUGCUCUACAAGGCAUACUGAUCUGGAUCGACGGCAUCUUUGUGUACGCUGACACAGUGAAAGAGUACGUGAAUGCCCUCGAGUCGUUCUUCGAUCGAGUGGCCCAGUUCGGGUUCAAGCAGAGUCCGGCCAAAACCAAGCUGCUCACGGACCAAGUCACGUGGUGCGGAGACAUCAUCAGCGGUGAUGGCGUCAAGCAAGACCCUGAACGCAUUGAGCAUCUGUGUGCGAUCCCCUACCCUACGAAUGCGGGUGAAUUGCAGCAGUUUGUGUGCGCCAUGAACUGGCUGCGGGACUCGAUGACAGAGUACGUACAGACCGUCGGCCCACUGCAACAGUGUCUGACGAAGGCCCUCGAGGGCAAGGGUACGCAGAAGCGAAUCGCGUCUGGUGUUCACUUGGAACUAACCGACAGCGAGAAGCAAGAAUAUGAAUGGCACCCCAAGAAGGCGUGGUCAGUCAUCGAGAAGGAGGCCUACCUAAAUUGCGCGUGCGUGCGAGAAGCUCAACUAUAUGCUUACGCGACCUACGGGUCAAAAUACCAGCAUGGCAAGGACAAACCAAAGCGAGCCACAGUGGUGGACGGACUGUGGCAAGUGGACGAGCGGUUAUGGAUUCUGAGUGCGGCGAAUGACCUGAUCCAACGGAUCAUGGGCGUUGCCCACUGCGGCAGCGCUGGACAUCGUGGACAUGCAGCGUUGGUGGCGACAAUCCGCCGCCUGUUCUAUGUCGACCACUAG
Messenger RNA from Aphanomyces astaci, 2574 nucleotides. RefSeq lists its product as hypothetical. The transcript is spliced from 8 exons. The record is from RefSeq and is a predicted model, not a curated record. Gene Ontology annotation, molecular function: zinc ion binding; nucleic acid binding. Lineage: Eukaryota; Oomycota; Saprolegniomycetes; Saprolegniales; Verrucalvaceae. The coding region runs from base 1 to 2574 and encodes 857 amino acids.